UUUGCCGAAACAGUAAUGAUUGAUGGCUUUUUCUGGGACACUUGGUAUAGAACAGCUCAGCCCAAUGAUAAGCCAGUUUCAGAUGAUGAUAACAAAAUUCUUUACGAAAAUAAAUUGUUGGGACUACCUAGACUUCGACAAGUACGAGUACGACCUGAUUCUUGCACAAUAUAUGAAGAUUUUCAAAGAUCAUUUGAAACCUGUUAUGCUGGCUAUUCAACUUCUGCAGAAGAUCACACACAUUUUGGACCUGGAGACAGCAAAGCAUCUGAUUUCACUCCCGAAGAAGCAGACAGAUUUCUUGAGGUCUACGGUAUCGAGGAUGAAGAUGCAAUAAUAGAUCGUGAUGAAGCCAGAAGAUUAUUAGAAGAUAUGGAAGGAAAAACAAAUGAGGAAAUCAUGGAUGAGAUUGCCGAUAUUGAAGAAGAAUUACCCCCAGACUUUUAUGAAUUACGAACCCGUGUUGACCACAUUGAAGACAUUUUGAAAGAUUUUAUGCCAAAAAUGGUACAAUUAAUGCGUAUUAUUGAAGAUGUGUAUCAAGAAGAACAAGAAGAAAUGAGGAAGAAAAAGAAAAAAGCUAAGAACACCACAGAAAUAAUAAGGAAUACAAACAAAGAGAAGUUUAGCAAGAGAAAAAAAUUUCACUUCAUAACAAGUUCUCUCUUCUUUUGGAAACUAAUGAAUGCCAAGACCAUGAAUAUCUAUCAAAUAUUGUUUGUUAUAUCUCAGUAUAAAUUUAUAUAUUUUAAAUCUAAUUUGAGAAAAAAAAAUUCUUUAAAUUAUUUCACAAUCAAAUGGACCACUCCAUGGAAGAAGAAAGUUUUGGUUCUAGGCUAUCAGAUGCUGUCAAAACCUGUGAGGAAGACAAAGAGAAAUACAUUCACAUUCUUUAAAGAUAAAGAAUGUAAUUCCUUUGACCUGGAGGAGACAAAUGAUUAA
This is a messenger RNA of Gryllus bimaculatus (two-spotted cricket), 942 nucleotides long. The record is from the annotation of a GenBank genome assembly. NCBI's taxonomy places the organism in Eukaryota, Metazoa, Arthropoda, Insecta, Orthoptera, Gryllidae.